Arabis nemorensis is the source of this 249-nucleotide messenger RNA. Lineage: Eukaryota; Viridiplantae; Streptophyta; Magnoliopsida; Brassicales; Brassicaceae. The record is from the annotation of a GenBank genome assembly.
AUGGGGAUCACGACAUCAUCGAGUUCUCAAUUCGACCAAUUCCUGACACAAGUGGGAUAUGCGCGGAAAGAACGAGUGAUGGAGAAGGAGUUAGAUGCUUUAUUCGAGCCGAAACUCGAAGAGUCGUUCGCAGAUAGGGAAACGGAAUCACAUGAGAGGUGGUCCAUGCAAAGAAUCAUUCAUGGCCUAUGGAUGAAUGCAGGAAGGAAGCUGGAAUUCCCAGUGAAAAGUGUAGAGAGAACCCCUUGA